Messenger RNA from Triticum urartu, 1725 nucleotides. NCBI's taxonomy places the organism in Eukaryota, Viridiplantae, Streptophyta, Magnoliopsida, Poales, Poaceae. The record is from RefSeq and is a predicted model, not a curated record.
UCAUACCGCUGCUCGCGGCUGGACAGCCGUCCGAGCACGACGCCGCGAGGGUGCUACAGUACCGUGAUGCCAUGGUGGAGUCAUCGAGGCGAGGAUACUCCUAUAUACACAGGCAGAGUGGCAACGUGUCAGUGCAGCAGCCGUGACAUGACCGGUGCACCCGAGACUGCGCGCCCGAUGUCUGGCCACGGCAAGCAGCAGCAGCUCCUACGCCACCCCGCGCUCGCCGCCGGCCAUGGCAGCGGCAGCGGCAUGGGGAGGCGCAGGUACCUCGCCUUCCUAGCCAUCGCCGCCGCCCUGGUCGCCUCCUACCACCUCCUCCACGCGCCCACCCCGUCGUCGCGCUACCACGCGCUCUUCCUCACCCUUGGCUCCAACGCCAGCGCUGCCGCGCACCUCCGUGCGCUCACGCUCCGCCCGCACGUCGCCGGCACCCCGGCCAACGCCCUCGCCGCCGAGUACGUCCGCGCCACGCUCUCCUCCCUCUCCUUCCCCACCCGCGUCACGCCCUACUCCGUGCUCCUCUCCUACCCCCUCCACCGCUCGCUCUCCCUCUCCGCGCCCGGCCGCGCCACCAAGUCAUUCUCCCUCACCCAGGACACCUACCCCAACGACCCCUACGCCGAGGCGGCGGCGGAGGUCGUCCCCACCUACUUCGCCUACUCCGGCUCCGGCUCCGUCACCGCCGAGGUCGUGUACGCCAACUACGGCGACAGGAAGGACUACGCCUACCUCGCCUCCCGCGGCGUGGACGUCGCGGGGAAGGUCGUGCUCGCGCGCUACGGGGACAUCCACUGCGAGGACAUGGUGCGGAACGCUCGCGACGCCGGCGCCGCCGCGACGAUCAUCUACACCGACGCCAAGGACUUCGGCGGGCCCGCGGGCAAGGGGAAGCGGAAGUGGUUCCCCAACACGCGGUGGCUGCCGCCCAGCGGCGUUCAGGUGGGGACCCUCUACUACGGGAACGGCGACCCGACGACGCCGAUGUGGCCGUCGUGCGCCGCAGGGGAGGACUGCGAGCGUCUGAGCACGGAGGAGCUGGAGGCGAGCGAGGCGAUGCCCGGCAUCCCCGCGCUGCCGGUGUCGGGGAGGGACGGGGAGACAAUCCAGAAGGCGAUGGGCGGCGGCGUGGCCCCACCGGAGUGGCAGGGCGGCGAGGGCGCGCCCGUGUACCGGAUCGGGCCCGGCCCGGCCGUGCUGAAUCUCACAUACAUCGGAAAUGACACCCUAGCAACCAUCGAAAAUGUCUUCGCUGUGAUAGAAGGGAAGGAAGAGCCUGACAGAUAUGUGAUCAUAGGCAACCAUCGUGAUGCCUGGACAUUCGGGGCAGUCGAUCCCAACAGCGGAACAGCAGCUAUGCUCGAGAUUGCGGAGAGGCUGUCCCAGCUAGAAAAGAAAGGAUGGAGGCCAAGGCGAACAAUCAUCGUCUGCAGUUGGGAUGCAGAAGAGUUUGCGCUGAUAGGGUCUACGGAAUGGACCGAGGACAACAUCGAUAUGCUUGCUUCAAGAGCUGUUGCUUAUCUGAAUGUGGACAUAUCAGUGUUUGGGCCAGGAGGUCUCAUGCCCCGCGCAACCCCUCAACUCGAUGAAUUGAUCAAGGAGGCAAGCAAAAUGGUACCCGAUCCUGAUGAUCCGUCUCAUACCUUGUAUGACUACAUGAUUCGCCAGAAUCCUCCGGUGGGUACAGUGAUGGAAUGGUCAUAUAAUUCUGUUGUGGCACAGAUG